AUGUUUAACCUACGCGCGGUUCCGACGGCCGGCCGUCGCGCAGGCAAUCCGGAUUUGCGAACCAAUCAGCGUAGAGCACACGCCCGCACCACGGAGACGCACGCAUCCCACCCCCCCGGAAGCGGAAGUGAGUCCAUUCAAUGGCUGGAAGACAUGUUUUUAGCCAAUGAAAUCGCCCUUGUCGAUUUUGCAAUUACGCUUCGCAUUAUAAUGAAUUGCGAAGAUGAGAAAAUCAACACUCUUGUGUUGUACGGCCCGACCAAUACGGGCAAAUCGCUUAUUUGUAAGCUGACAACGACCUUCCUUGAGCAUGGCAGUGUCAUGCGCAGGCAGGGGGCAUCAGCCUUCGCUUACGAGAACCUUCUUAAUAGGAAGGUUGCGUUAAUGGAGGAGCCUGGGAUCUGCGCUGCUAACCAGCAGGAUCUGAAGCAGAUCCUAGGAGGCGAGACAUUUAAGGGCCCCAAAGACAUGCAGACGACCCAACAGGCUCCACAGCCUGUUCAGAGCACUGCCCAACACCCGCCUGCACCUGCGACUCCUACACCACAUACAUGGCUUAAAGGUGACACCACCACCUUGUCGGCUUGA
Echinococcus granulosus is the source of this 588-nucleotide messenger RNA. Its product is annotated as Non-capsid protein NS-1. The record is from RefSeq and is a predicted model, not a curated record. The transcript is spliced from 3 exons. Gene Ontology annotation, biological process: DNA replication. Lineage: Eukaryota; Metazoa; Platyhelminthes; Cestoda; Cyclophyllidea; Taeniidae. The coding region runs from base 1 to 588 and encodes 195 amino acids. Gene Ontology annotation, molecular function: DNA helicase activity; DNA binding; ATP binding.